Toxotes jaculatrix (banded archerfish) is the source of this 527-nucleotide messenger RNA. RefSeq names its product N-lysine methyltransferase KMT5A-A-like. Lineage: Eukaryota; Metazoa; Chordata; Actinopteri; Toxotidae. The transcript is spliced from 4 exons. The record is from RefSeq and is a predicted model, not a curated record. Gene Ontology annotation, molecular function: protein binding. The coding region runs from base 54 to 527 and encodes 157 amino acids.
AGGGGCUGUCUGGUUAUAUUAAAACUUCACUGUAUUUGAUUACAGGAUGGUCAAUGGCUACAGUCAGGAGGAGGAAAACACCCAUACAAGAUGCACUGGAAUAUGCAGCCAAGGCCCUUGAUAAGACAGCAGACUUGGAUGUAAAAUAUAUAAACUCAUUCAAAGGUAGAGGAGUGUUUGCCAAAACCUGUUUCCAGAAGGGAGACUUUGUGGUUGAGUACAGAGGAGAAUUAAUAAAUGGUGCAGAAUCUGAAAGAAGAAGGAAGAUAUAUCAUAGCAGAUGUGCUAUCUUCAUGUUCGAUUUCCACUGGCAAAACACAACAUGGUGUAUUGAUGCUGCGCGAGAAGAUGAUAGUCUGGGAAGACUCGUCAAUGAUGAUCACAGUCAUCCAAACUGCAAGAUAAAGAAGAUCAUAUCAGAGGGCAAGCCACAUCUCUUUCUCUUUGCUCUGAGGGACAUAAAUGCUGGAGAAGAAAUAACAUAUGACUAUGGAGGACAUGACUGGCCAUGGAGAAAACAGUAUUGA